Messenger RNA from Dermacentor silvarum, 1092 nucleotides. RefSeq names its product thiosulfate:glutathione sulfurtransferase-like. Gene Ontology annotation, molecular function: thiosulfate-cyanide sulfurtransferase activity. Gene Ontology annotation, cellular component: mitochondrion. Lineage: Eukaryota; Metazoa; Arthropoda; Arachnida; Ixodida; Ixodidae. The record is from RefSeq and is a predicted model, not a curated record.
GAGAGCAAUUAUAAACAUGCCAGAUCAUCUCGUUGCGUCAGCGGCAGCCGUUCGUUUGUAGCACAUGGUCUGAGCCGCACGAGAUUCGAUGCCACGCGGGACACGCGGGGAUUCCUCUAAUGCGUCCUAGCAAGGUCGACGUACCGUCAGCACGACGACACCGACUGUGAUGUCCCGGCUGAUAAGAUAGCACGCUGCGCGGGCCGGCGCGGCACGCAAGCCAGUCGCAGUGGUCGCACCACCCACUGCAACAGCGCUCUUCGUGAGCGAAAAACGAAUCAGCGAAGCGUCGCCUGCCGUUCAUCGUGUGCGAAGCGCGCCGCGUUGGAGCAGUUGAAGCCGCUGAAGGUCGGCGGAGCGGGCUACACAGUGCGCAACGAGAGCAGUCAUGUUUUUCAAGCCUGUUUUGUCCGUGGUCCGCUCUAAUCGGGUCUCAUGGCUGCUGGGACGGCGUCUGGCUACUACGGCAGUGGCGGGAUUUCAGUCGAAACAAGCCGUCGUGCUCAAGGCGUGUGCUACGAAGAGGUGCCGCUUCGUGCAGACCGGUCCCUGUAUUGUGAACACUCGCCCUGUGACAACGUCGAGUGUCAACUUCCAGGACCUAAGCUACGAAGACCUCCAGGCUCUGCUGCAAGGCGGCAACAUCCAGCUGAUUGAUGUGCGUGAACCUGCAGAGGUGGCUGCCUCCGGCAAAAUUGGAAAUGCCAUCAACAUUCCAUUGGGACAAGUGAAAGACGCUCUCCUUAUGACCGAGGAGACCUUCCAGAAAACCUACCAUGCACAGAAGCCCCAAAGUUAUGACCACAACAUUGUGUUCUACGGCCUCGGCCCCAUCAAGAGCCAUGCUGCACUCAAGCUCGCUCACAAGGCCGGCUAUACACAUGCCCGGGAGUACAGCGCCGGCUGGGAGGAUUACCAGGCAAAGAAGGGCAGGUGAUGCCUACCUUCACCACCAAACUCUUGUUCUGGGAAAGCACGCAGAAGUCAUCUUAGGCCUUGCUAGGCAGUCUUCCAAUGCAAAUCUUUACUACAUUAUCAUGCAGACGGUUUUGCGAUUUCAGUUCUUAAAUAAAGCGAAUUGUUUACACAUUU